This is a messenger RNA of Caenorhabditis auriculariae, 8800 nucleotides long. NCBI's taxonomy places the organism in Eukaryota, Metazoa, Nematoda, Chromadorea, Rhabditida, Rhabditidae. The record is from the annotation of a GenBank genome assembly.
AUGAAUAAGUUGAAAGAAACUUUGUCGAGGAAGGUCCAAGACCUCGGAGAGUCGUUGUCGAUCGAUGAAGACGUCAGGGUUGAUUUCCUUCAGAAGUUCUGUUUCCAAUCCGAAUAUUCAGAUGGAAGACAUGAGCGAGUUUGUCUUGUCUCCCUACGAAGGACCGUCAACUUCUGAAUUUUUGGUUCGGAAGCCUGUGAUCGCUUUGACGAAGGUUUUUUUUUCUAUCUUAAUGCUUUUUUCAAAUAUACGUGAACAUUAAUAAUUGAAAACAAUGCUGAAUAUCAGGAAUGUCUUGAAAAAAUGAUUUCUGGCGAUUCAGAAAGCCUCUUUUUGAAGUUUUUUUUUGAGUAAUAUAGUCUGUUCAGAUUUUGAAUGUCAAGUAGAAUGACGUCAUUCGAAAACGCUCUGUGGAUGGCUCGCUCUCUGAUUGGUUUAUCGCGCCAUUAGGGAGCGGAGCUUCAGCGGGGACUUGACAUUUGAAAUCUGAACAGACUAUAGGAAGUUACGUUAGAAACAAUUGAUAAAAAAAUCAAUUUUCUCAUAAAAAAUUCCGGAAAGUUUUAAGGAGUUUUUGAUUUCUUUUUCUUUGAAAAAUCUUACAGGAGUGAUACUUGAAACUGUCUUUUUUGAGAAGAAAUGAACGAGAAGCUAGAAAAAAAACGUUCAGAACAGUUUUUCGCUCUUCCUUUUCAUUUAAAAAAUGGCCUUGCUUUUAAAUUCGAAAAAGCUGUCUUCGAAUAUUAUACGUCAUCCUCCAGAACUCCGUGACCCGAACGAGGUCUUCGGAGCAGAAAACGGACGACGAAGUCAUUGAGAACAUCGACGCCGCCUAUUUCGUCGAACACGACUUCGACGCCAUCGGCUAUGAACUCACGGUUUUGCUUCUUUCCUAUAAAUUGAAACAUUGAUUUGAAAAACAGAAACUGUUUGACAUCGAGAUGUGCUACGAGGACAUAUCCAGAGAACAUUUACGGCUCAAAUCUCAGCUCCAAGUGGUCUCGAAACGAAUUUCCAACUUGAUCAUGCAGAAGGUUGAGAUUCCAGGGAAUCAAAUUGAGAUAAUAUGCUCGAAAUUGCAGUCACCGUCCUAUGGUGCCCAAAUUUCGGAUAUGGAGAAGAUCAGGCAGGAUUUGAUCCAAAUUGUUGUCUUCCGUUGUGGCCAUUCGAAGGUUCCUUUUUCUGGGUUUCUUUGUCAUUUUUGUCAGUUCCUUCGAAAAUAAUGAUAUUUUCAAGAUCCCUGAGCGUGGCAAAAGAACAAUCCACCACGGCUCUACGUAUCAUUGCCAACGAAAAGAAGAAAUACCUGCUCAAAAAUCUUCGACGAACGUUGUUGACUCUGAAAACCUUCUACGAAUCUGAAUAUCGCAUUCAAGAAGUUAUUCAGGUAUUUUUAGGGUUUCCAGGUACCUCAAAAAGUUCUUUUAGGAAGGCCAGUUCCCAUUGGCGAUUCGUAUGUGCGUAGAAGCGCAAGAUGCAGCCAAAAGCUUCCGACAUUUCAGUUGUGUCAAGUGAGAUUUUAUUUCAAUCGUACUCUGAAGCUGAAACAAAAAUUGUGAACUAAAAACUGAAAAACCGAAAUUUCUGAAGUUUUUCUUGUUUUUUCAAUAUAAUAUAACGCUUGAAAGAUUUUCAAAAGAUAGUAUAUUUUAAAAGUGCAAAAAUCGGAAUCUUGUAGAAGUUAACAUCAGUAUCAAUGACUGAAUCUUCUGGCAUUUUGUCAAUUUCGUGCACUUUUUAUCGAUUUCCCGAACACCUCAGUCGAAAUAAAGUCGUUUUGUUCAGCGACGUGGUCACCAAGUUGGCCGGGAUCAGUUCUCUGCUGGAAACGGAACUUUCCAAGUCUUUGGACACCCUUGUGAUGGUUUUCGAUCAAGACCGAUACGCCUUCGUUUUCAAUGCCUACGAAAUGCUGAACAAAGUCGAGGUUUCGCCUCAUUUCGAAGCACUGGAUAUUUUAUUUUCGGACAGGACCUUCCCUCGAAGUUGGUCGCUUCUUUCCAUGCCGCCCUUGAAAAUUCGUCCCAGGCCGUUUUGUUGGACAAGAUGAGCGCUCGGGAUUCGAAAAAUGGUUUUUUUUUUCUUUUUUCAAGUUCUCUUUCAUUUAUUUUAUAUAUAGAUUCUUCAAACAACGGGUUGAAACAAAAUGAGACUUCCUACGCGAAGUUGUGUAUGGUACGUUUCAGAAAUAGUUUAAACGAUUGGCCUUUUUCGUUGAUCUCAUUCCUUCGCCUUUAUGUUCUUACAAAACCAAUAUUAGAUCAGUUUUUUCUCCUCCAUAGUUUCUUCUUGAACAAUUACAUUCUAACAUUACUUGGAACAAAGUUAAGUAUUUGUUCUCGCCUGAAAAUGAAAAAAAAAGUUUUGAACAAAAACUGAGUUUCAAUAGCGUUUUCGACCGAUUCUGAAGGUUUUUAUAAAAAUAUUCUCGACUUUAUGAACUUUUUUCACGGAAAAAAUUUUUGCGGAGAUUUUAUAGAGUCUUCUGAAAAAUUUCUUAGAACCGUCAGAACCUGCUAAACUUAUUUUUUUAUUCUUUUGAUUACUUUUUAGAAAAAAAAUCCGCGAUUUCCAAUUUAUUACAAAAAUAUCUAGUAUAGUACACUUUGGAGCACUCAUUCUCAAAAAAAGGUAAGGAUUUCAGCUUGAGAAUUCUAAAAUAAUAAAUAAAUAAAAAAAUCAAAAAAAUUUGAUAGCUGAUUUCCAUGAUUUUCCAAGUUCUGAAUAAGUUUUAUUUCUUGUCAGUGAUUCACCCAUGUUUUUUUUUUUCAAGGAACUGGAAAGCGAUCAACUGGUCGUCACUCUACGGGAAUUGGGAUUUGUCCUCUGCCGAACUCUCUGCGCCUUCCACUCGUUCCUGAGGUUUCACAGCGAAGAAGAAGAUCGGAGAGAACAGCAGAGGGAGGCCGAAGACGUCAUCGACGUGCCUAGUACUUCUGAAGGAAGAACGUACUCGAAAAAUAGAAUUCUAAUCAGAACUCCGAUCGAUAAACGCGGAGCUGCGGGAGUCCCGGAAAGAGAUCUUCACGACGGCUUUGAAUCGAAUGAUGUCACUUUUGGAGUCGCGAGAAUUCGUCGUCCUCAAGUUCGAUCACAUCCUGGACAUUGUCGACAUGGUCAAUAGGCGAGUUUUAUACUUCGGCUCACACUUUUGAUAUCCUCAAUUUCGAGUGCCAUCUCUCUGACAAGAAAGGUUAUUAUACUUUUUGGUUGGGAUUUUUCUGAAAAUCGGCCAGAACAGUGCUUGAUGUGCCAGAUAGAGUUCCUAGAAGUUCUUACCUUCACAAAUUCCUUGUAUCUGAGAAACGUCACCCCAAACCGUCAAAAUAGGCUAUUUUGAGGAUUUCAGCAGUUAUUUCUCUGGGCCUUGAAAAAGUAAAUAAUUUAAUAAAAAUGAUAAGGAACAAUUGGUUUUUAAACGUGAUAGAAAUUCAAAGUUUCCGAACAUGACAGUUGAUAAAAGUUGAUUUUACGCUUUCAUUUCUUUUCGAAUAAUUUACUCAAAAUUUUUCAAGUUUUCGAUGAAAGGAAAAGAGUUAUGAAAAGCUACGCUAUGAAAACCUUGUUAGCUGACUUUCUCCACUCAUAUUUUUUUCACGGUUUUUCCAGGUUUCGAAGCGUUGGUCGUACCUAUUUCGGGCACCCUUGCGCUGAACUUGCGCGUUGCAUCGAAAGACAGACUUCGGCCUACUUUUCACGCUAUCAUCGGUGCGAAUUUUCAAAUUUGGAAAGAAAAAAUUCCUAACGGAUUUCUGAGUUUCACUCAGUUACUUGAACUUCAAGCGAAAGUUUGAAAGAAGAAAUUUUUCAAACAAAAAACGAUAUUUCUUGUUUCCAAUAUGCUUUUUUUCUAGCACUUCUUAUAGAAGGUCCUAUGGUCCUUCAUUUAUUGCAUGAAUAAGCUCAUAAAUUUAUCUUGACACAAUCGAUAUUUUGUGAAAUAGUUGCUUGAAAAAUUUCUGUAUUUAUUCGAUGAGCUGACGGUGAAAACACUACUCCAAAAAGAAAAAAAUAAUGAUAAAUCAGGUCAAUCUACUGAAAAAAUUUCUGUGCAACUAAAUAUUCAGCGAGAGGAUGGAGGAACUGGCCAUGUUCAUAGAGAACGAGUCCUUCACCUUGUGUCCCGUCUCUGCGCAAUUUACCAUUUUCGAUUUGCAGGUAAAACUCGGAAAACUGCGUAAAUCAAAUGAAAUUUACAGGAUUUUGAAUUUCUGAAAGAAUCGCGCGAAGAAAGAGAACGUGAAGCUUGGAAAGAGGCCCUGGCGUCCACUUUGAGCAGCGAACAACUCGAGGGCGUCCUGAUGCCCAGCGAGUGGAAGAACCCCUUCAGCGUCUCUCAGAUCAAGGUUUUUUAGAUUUCGUUUUUCGUAAGGGAGGUCAUUUUGAUAUGUGUUUGGGCAUCUAUUGAAAAUCUGCGAGACUAAUUUGAAGCUUUAUCUCUCAGGCAAAACAGGAAAGCUCCCCAAAAGCUUUUCUCAAAAAAAGACCUUGAAAGGGUCCUCAGCAGAUCUUUUUUAUGUCAUUUCAUUUUUUUUGCAUUUUUUCACAUCCUCUAACAAAAAAGAUGCUGGAAAGCAACUAAAAAGAUUCGAGCGGAUUCAAAAAGGAUCCUCUGAGGCUAUGACAGAGGAGCUCAAAAGCUUUUUCACAUCAUUUUAGGAGCUUUAAGAGGAAGCUUUUAUCUCCCUCUCAGGAUCCUUUGAGGAUCUUCAAAGGAACUUUUCCGUUUUACCUAUGUCUUGAGAGAUUAGCGACCAAGUUUGUUUAAAUAUGUCAUGCAAAAAUUAUUUUUCGCCACUUCAAAAGAAACUUUCUUCGUUCAAAACGACUUCGCCUAAUACGCAGAAUUGAAGUUUUGGGAGCACUUGAAAAAAAUUGGAUCCUACAGCGAUAAAUCGCAAUAAUAGUGACUUUUGCAAAUUUUGUUCAAAAAAAGGCCCAAGUCAUUUCAAAAUUUGGAGUUUCGCGCGUAGAAGUCGCGCCGCCUCGUCGUAGGACCCAACUUUUCUAAAGGCUCUUCAAAUUCAAAUUUUUCGUGUUUCUCGAAAUCGAAAAGUAAAAAAAAAAAACAAAUGUUCAGUCACGACACCAGUCAUCCUACAGUGUCCGAUCUGAACAGAGACAUUCUUCGUCGACUUAUUCUGAUGCAAAUGAUUUUGCUGGAGUUGAAUGGUAGAAAAUCCUCCAUUACCAAUAUCAUUUAAAGGACUUUUAGUUCGGAAGAUCCGUUGGCGGAAAAUCCACCCAAUUCUGCAAGUUCUCAGCCAGCCCCGCCCAAUGCUUGCAACACGUCUCUGAACUUGUUGCGGUUCUUUGGUACAAUUUUGAUGGAAAAUUGGAGAAAAUGAACAUUUUGAGGUCGUUAUAUAAGGAUGACCGCACUUUUGCCGUCGGUCUGCGACAGGUCCGCACCGGCUGUCGCCGACCUUUUCGAGCUUUUCUUCGCUUCUGUUGGUUUUUUAACUCUUUUCAAAAUUCUUCACAUUGACCCUAGAAGAACGAUUUGCGCUUAUUGUAUGUUUUUGUUUAGAUCUUCAAAGGUCUAGCCAGCUUGAAAUUGCAGCCAGCAACCAAAAAAAAAAAAUCUAAAUUUUAAAAAAAGUUUGAAAAUGACCAUUUUGGUACGAUGUUCAAGUCCGUUUGAGCAACAUGGACAAUUUCAACUUUCUUAUUUUUUUCACAAGUUAUUCAGAUUUUUAUGACUAAACAUUUCAUUUCAAACUUUGUGGAAAAAUCCUUAGUUUUAAGCAUCACUAAAUUUUUUUUAAAAAAACAGCUUGUCGAGGUCUUUAAUUCCUUUUUUUUCCAAUUCUUUGGAUUUCACCUUUCUUGUUCAGCUGGUGCACUUGUUCGGUAACGACGGCUCAGAGUUCGUGGAAAGACCAGCCAGACUCGACGUCGUCAUUUCCUCGAUCCAUCGUCGACUUUCUGGCGCUUCUUCCUCUUCUUCUUCUUCUAACGCCAAGACGUCUUCUCCUUUCAAAACGGCCCUUUUUCGAGGAAACAGCACCUCAGUUUGGAUCUUUUCAAAGUGCGAACAAUGAUUCAAAGAUCCAGGGAAACGACCUCCGACUGCCUUCCUUGUGCCCCGCCGUGCAGCUGGGCUUCAUCGACACCCUUUUUGGAGCCGCCGAGAGGAUAAUCGCCAUUGAGUCGUUGUCCGUUUUACUGUGUAUUUUUGGUUUUUGCGUCUAAUUUUAUUCACGAGGAUGAGCUGCGCCUUGAAAAUUUGAAAACAAAGAAAAUGCAGAGACAUUUUUUGAGUUGAUUCCUAGAGGAAAAUGGAAAAACAUUUUUUGAGUUGAUUCCUAGAGGAAAAUGGAAAAUUCAUGGCAGGCUUGAGCUAUCGAAGAGGGCCUUGACACGAUAAAGAAGAAACAUUGUCUGUUUGGUGGAGAUCGCAGACAGUACCACGCUCUUGUGCCUUCCAAGCUAGCGUGAAUAAGAGUAAUCCACCAACCAGAGUGUUCAGAUUUUUAAUUUUAACUCAUCGCUCAAACUCCGCCCAUCAUGCGUAGAUCAAACCAAUUGGAGAACGAGCCAUCCACAGAGCCUUGUUAGGGGCGGAGUUGGCUUCUUGACAUUCGAAACUUAACAGACUACUGUCUCUUCAUUUAUCGUGUCAGGACCCGUAUAGAUGAAUCAAGCCGUGAAUCAGCUUAACAUGACUGCUUUAAAAUAAAACCAUUAAGUCACUAUUGAAAAAAGGUUUUCUGCUUUACCUUCACUAAACUUUAAUAAGGCUUUCCGGCUUUUCGGAAUCGUUGAGGCUUGAAUUUCUAUAAGCGCUACAUUAAGUUUAUCGAUUAUUAUGUUUUUGUUUUUCUGGUCCGUAUUUUCGUCCUAUAGAGAGUUCACGGCACGUCAACUCGACCUGGUGAGGCCGGUGAUUGAAUCCCUCUAUCCUGAAUCCAAAACUGAUGCUCUCGUGGAACGAAUGGAGUCCUUCUAUUCGCAGGUAAAAUUGUCGAAGAUUCAUCUUUUGAUCUAACUUUUGUAAGGCACAUUUUUUUGAUCUCUGACCACGCCAUGACCUUUUCAAGAGCGCUUGCGCAACACUUCUUUUUUUCCAAAUGGACACUCUAGAGAUGUUUCGAUCCCUCAAGUGAUCACUUUAUGGAAUUUUUACCUCUUGUGAGUGCUUCGUUUUCUGACGCUCACUUCAGUUCGUAAUCCAGAAAUGGUUUUUUCUCACAGUUUUGCACACCAUCUCUCCUUGUUCAUUUUUGAAAACUGUCAGGUUUUGCCGAGCGUGGCAGACGUCCGACUGCUUCUGGUGGAUGCUGUAGCGAGCCGCGCGCUUCGCAUCUCGAAGAUCGUCGAAAGCGUCGCGGCCACCAAAUGGGACAUCGCCGAGCUCCGCAGCCAUCACAGCUCCUACGUCGACUUGGUCCUUCAGGUGAUUUUUGUUUCUGGAAAUGCUUCUCUUUUUGUAAAUUUCACUUUUCGGUCCGGAAGAAUCAAUUUCUGUUAUGAGAGAUCAAAAAGAGUUGGAUCUUCCAAACGCCACCACUUCUUAAAAUUUAUAAGGAUAAAUUUGAAAAUUACCAGGAUUUCGAAGCGUUCCGACUACGUGUGAGUACCGUUGAAGAACGACAGGUCAACGUUACGGAGGCCACUCAGAAGCUCUUCUGGAAUCGGGCCAUCUACUACACCUUCAAAGCACUCGUUCAAGGGUUUCCCAAUUCAGGAGAAAGUUAUAAAUAAUGGCUUUUUAGGUAUUGUGAAGGUGGAAAGUGUUCGACGGAAGGGAGAGCUCUGAUGCAACUCGAUUUUCAGAAUAUUCUUAUAAAGGUAAUUCCAAUAUUUAGUCCAAAAAAACGAAAAUAAGAAAAACGAAAUUUUGAAGUAUUUCGUGUUGAGCCGAAAAACUUAACAGAAAAAAAUUUCUGAAAGAGUUCUUGUUUUUUUGGGUUAAAAAAAGUGAUUUUUUUCCCCUAAUUUUUUUUCUAAACUUGGUUCGCAGCUUGAGCCGAUCUCGGGAAUGAGACCCGUUCCUCACGCCGCAUUUGUCGAUAGCUACAUCAAGGCCUACUAUUUGCCCGAAAGCGGCCUGGAACAAUGGAUCGCCAGUCAUUCGGUUCGUUUCAAGUUUCCGACGUUCAUGUACAGAAAUAUAACUUGGGGGCUUAUAGCCCAGAAGGUUUUGUGAAAAACUAAAUGAAAACAUUUCUAUUUUCAUUUCCUGAAAAGAAACAGUUCGGAUUGAUUCUGGAUUUUCAUAGAAGUCCUCAGAAGCUUUCUGGAUCUUUCAAAAUAAAAAUGAAUAAUCUUCCUUUUUUUGUGGUUAUUCAGAAUUUCGAAACUCUCAGUCAAACAGAAGAAUUCAACAUAAAAAUAAAUUCUCUAUUUCUUGAAUAAUAUAAAGAGCAUUUUUCGGCUGCACUAAGUUCUGUGUAGAUUCUUCGAAGAUGCCGCGUUCAAAGCGACUACCGCGAGAUAGGAAUGACCGUUAGACGGGGAAAGAUUUAGCGGCCACUCUAGGGUUCUGUCGUUUUCGUCGCCCACUUUAGUGGCUAAAAUUCAGUAACUUCUGUAGAGGUGUGGGCUAUUUUAUUGUCCUCUCCAAGUAGUCCUGGAUUUUUUUUCCCAGGAAGAUUCUGAAGAACCAAAACGUUUUGAAUGGAAUUACCCUGAAGCGGCGUAUUUGAUUUUGUAUUCAAUGGGCUAAGUUCUUUCUCAGAGAAACAGCCGAACUUUACAGGAAUACUCGCCAAAGCAACUCGUCUCUCUGUUGGGCGCCGCGGCCCACGUAAGCAAAAAAGCUCGUGUUCGUAUUUUGAGCGCGUUGAACUCUUGA